Dendrobium catenatum is the source of this 3414-nucleotide messenger RNA. RefSeq lists its product as uncharacterized. The record is from RefSeq and is a predicted model, not a curated record. The transcript is spliced from 9 exons. Bases 649 to 3093 code for a protein of 814 amino acids. Lineage: Eukaryota; Viridiplantae; Streptophyta; Magnoliopsida; Asparagales; Orchidaceae.
GUAAUGAUAAAAAAGGUGUAAUGCUCGAAAAUUUCCACUUUCAAAAGAUUAAUUAAAUUCGAUUCUGCAUUUCGAAUGAGAAGUUGAGGCAUAGCUACCGAAAUUCGGAGUUAGGGCUAAAACCGGAUUGCUUCGUCCUCGAUUUUGAUGCAACUUUGCGGCGACCAUAAGGAUAAUCAAAAAAGAAAGUUCAUCCAUACAAAUCUGAAUUCAUUUUUGCAGGUUUGAAGCAGAGCGUUACAAUCUGUCUGUGCGAUUCGCGCGGUGACCUGUCCGCGAAUGUUAACCAUGGCAGUAGCCGCGAAGAUAGACAUCAAUACUACUAGUUAUUACAGAAAAGAUCCGCCCUUUUUUGUCUCCCUCCCCGCCCUGUGUCCCAAAUUCUCGGAACGGCAAAAAGAGAAUUCAUUUAUUUCUGUUGCGAAGAGUUUUAGCAAGAAGAACGGAAGAAGGAAGCUAAACAUCUCUUGGAAGGGAGGUGAUGUGUUGGAUCGAUCUCCAUCUCUUCACUUCUCAGCUCUUCCAUUCAUCAAGAAGCCCCAGCUUUCGCUGCUUCUUCUUGAUUCUUAGUCUAAUCGUCCGAGCUAUGAUUUGGAUCGUCCGAAAUGAGAUUUUGCUUUUAGACCUUAGGUUUCCGCGCGUGCAACCAUGAAGGAGGGUUCCCAGCGGCCACCUGAAGGCGUCGACUUUGUCCCAGCUGGAUAUACUUCACCGGAGUCGCAUCCACCGAACCCUAAUCCAUCGGUGAUCGAGGCCAGUGUUUGGUGGCAGGCUGAGCAGGCUGCACUGGGGAUUAUACGGCGUAUACAUCCUACGUUGGCAUCGGAACUGAGGAGGAACAGUGUUGUGAAGCACUUGCAUAAGUUGAUCGGUAUUGACAUAUUUCCAUUUGGAUCAUUUCCCUUAAGAACAUAUCUUCCUAAUGGAGAUAUUGAUCUGACGUGCAUUGGCUUCCCAACUUCUGAGGAGGCUUUGUCUUAUGAUGUGCUUGCUGUCCUUGAAAGGGAAGAACACAACAAGGAUUCUGAGUUUGAAUUGAAGAACGUCCGGUACAUUAAUGCUGAGGUUAAACUUGUUAAAUGCUUAGUUCGGAAUAUUUCGAUAGAUAUCUCCUUCAAUCAGAUUGGUGGAUUGAGUACACUUUGUUUUUUUGAACAGGUUGAUCGCUUUAUUGGAAAGGAUCAUCUGUUUAAGCGCAGCAUUUUAUUAAUUAAAGCUUGGUGUUAUCAUGAGAGUCACAUUCUUGGUUCUCAAUAUGGCCUACUUUCUACUUAUGCUCUCGAAACAUUGAUCUUGUACAUUUUCCAUCUCUUCAAUUCAUCCUUGGAUGGUCCUAUAGUGGUGCUAUAUAGAUUUUUGUACUAUUACAGCAAAUUUGAUUGGGAAAAGUACUGCAUCAGUCUACGUGGUCCUCUUUCUUUAUCGUCUCUUACACAACUAUCAGUGGAAUCGUCUGAUAAUUAUGGUGGUGACCUAUUACUGACUGAGGAGUUUCUCAGAAGUUGUGCAGAUUCCUUUUCUGUACCAGUGCGGGGUUCGGAAGCCAAUUCCCGACCUUUUACUAGGAAACACUUGAACAUUGUAGAUCCAUUGCGAUCAAACAAUAAUCUUGGGCGCAGUGUUAGUUUAGGUGGCUUCUUCCGAAUUCGUAGUGCCUUGGCAUAUGGUGCUCGGAAGCUUGGACAUUUACUACUGCUACCUGCUUCUAGUAUUCAAGAUGAAAUCUACAUGUUCUUUAGGAGUACACUGGAUAAAAAUGGAGGUGGAGAAAGGCCUGAUGUGCAGUAUUUGUCUUCUAGAUUGCGACGCAGUGCAUUGGUUGAAUCAAUGGAUGUGGAACUUGCGCAGCCCGUAGAAAAGCUAGAAAAAGAGAAUGCAGAUGAGUUGAGCUCAGAAUCUCCAACUUCGAAGGGGUAUAGAGAUUUAAACAAGGAGUUGAAAAACGUCAGAAUUUCGGACUUGGAUGAGUCUGAAGGCAUGGUUGCACCGCAAAAAACAUUCUCUGAUAAGCAGCAAGAUAGCACAACUAGUGAUGCCAAAGAUCCCGUCACUUCAACAACCUCUGUUUUAACAAGCAUGACAGAAAGUCUCCCGACUGCAUCGUCAACCGAGGAAGAAAGUAUUUUGGAUGUCAGGCAUUCUGAUCAUGCACCCCACCUGCUUUUCAAUCCAGAAAGUCAAAUUAGAAAGGAUGUAAAGCUUGAUCAAGUUAAUUCAACAACUUUGGGCCCAACUUUUAAUGUUCCUUCAACUAUUAUUUCAACGCAACCUGAUUCCUUUGAGAUGGAUUCAUCAUUGAGCAAUACUGGCUUGGUUGGCAACAUUGGUGAAGAUCACCCGUCUGAACGUCUAAACUUAGUAGACUAUGGCCCGGAAGGAAAUUUAGGAAACCGCAUUGAUGAGCCUUUUUCUUUACUUGAUGAAUUGUUAGAUCUAUCCGGAGAUUUUGAUACGCACUUGGAUAAUCUUAAUUAUGCUGUGUGGUACCAAGAGAAAAAGACGAACACUAAGUUCGUACCGAUGUAUCAGUCACCCCCAUACUCUUACUACGGCCAUGGCAAGGAUGUAUGGACUGAUGGCAGUCAGUUUACAGUUCCCUUAUCACCCGGGCCGCCGCUCCUUUUUCCGGCUGCCUACUACCCAAUGAAUCUUCCAGUUAUACCCAAUAUUUAUAACAUCGAUGAUGCACGCAGGCGCAAGGGAACUGGCACAUUUCUUCCCAAAUUGGAUUAUCAGAAGAACAGAGAGCAGCUAUUGGAUGUACCCCAGUCGCCAUCACCACAUGCUUCCAGUGCAUCACCUAAUGCAAGUGGAACCGAGUUUAGUACGCUUAAAUUUGGUUCUUUUGGCUCUGUUUCAGUAGAAACUCCUACAAAAGAACAGGGCAGUAAAUCGGAUUCUCCCAUUUCUCUUAGUCGGGGCUCUGGAUUUACAAGCCCUGCAUCAAGUUCUCAGAGACCAGCCAUGAGCUCUGAUACUGGAAGGGGCAGUUCGUCAGAGCCUUACCAGCUGAAAGAUGAAGAAGAUUUCCCCAAGCUGUCAGGCAGAUUUCCGCCAUCACGUAGAGAGAGAAGGCAGGCAAAGAGAGGCUAACUUUUGGUCAUAUUUGCAGUCUGAUGUAAAGAAAUGGGAUUCUUUCAUUCUUUUUAAAUUUUUUUUCUAAGUUCUAAUAAGAAUCAACCCCUCAAUCGCCCAUGCUAACUUGGGUUAGAAGUAGGUAAAAAGUGAUUCUUUUUCCUCCCAGCUAAUUUUUGCCCGUUGGGUUGGUGGCGACUAACCUUCUGCUUUUAGUUUUGUUGUUUUUAGGCCUGAAACUGAUUGGGGGAUGUUGUCAUCUUUAUACAUUGUAAUAUUACUGUUUUGCUUGGAAAUGUAUCUAUCUGCAAGGCCUCAAGCUACUGUAAUGUUCGUUGA